CCUCGUAGUAUAUCAAGAAAAGUCAUCGAUUUUCCUCCUAAAGGCGACCAGGCGGUAGUAGAAGAAAGGAGCUUGGUAGGAGGCGGACAGUUCUAUAAAACACGGGUGGAGUCCGUAACUAUCUCAACUCCAGGAGCCACCAUGUUUGUGCGUCAGUUAACAAUUGCCACAGCAACCAUGCAGAAUAUAAUGCUGCAGUUCAAGGGGGAUAAUGGGAUUUUGCUUCUCACGUGAUGGGCUGACAUCUUCGUCCCGGUCCUCGUCAAGCUGGAUAUUCCUUCUAGUACUAUGAUCCGAUGAGUGACAGUCUUCGGAGGAAAGUGAUUGGUUCGUUGACUGUGACGUCAGCAGAAGCUGGGAGUCAAGUUGUGACGAAGUGUGUGAAGUGGUGUAGAGGAGUGCCGAAGUUCACAAAACGUACAAGUUAUCGGUAGUGACGGUUGUUUAGCAACUACUAGUGGUUGAAUUAAAAGUUGAAACAGUCAUGCUGGAAAGUCUUAUAGAAGCUUCUAUUAGUUCGAGUUACGAGUGUCAUAUCCAGAGGUAGUUACGAGUGUCAUAUCCAGAGGUAGUUACGAGUGUCAUAUACAGAAGUAGUUACGUGUGUCAUAUCCAGAAAUAGUUACGAGUGUCAUAUCCAGAAGUAGUUACGAGUGUCAUAUCCAGAGGAAGUUACGAGUGCCAUAUACAGAAGUAGUUACGUGUGUCCUAUCCAGAAGUAGUUACGAGUGUCAUAUCCAGAGAAAGUUACGAGUGCCAUUAUCCAGAAGUAGUUACGUGUGCCAUAUCCAGAAGUAGUUACGAGUGUCAUAUCCAGAGAUAUUCACGAGUGUCAUAUCCAGAGGAAGUUACGAGUGCCAUAUACAGAAGUAGUUACGUGUGCCAUAUCCAGAAGUUUUCUCCAGCUGAUUUUUGACCUCUGCUUGUGUUCAGUUAGUCAAAAUAUCGUUAUGACAACGAAUAUAGACGUAGGAACGAGACUGUCUGUUAUAGUGUGGGCCAGCACGUGUAGUUCGGCGAAGAGGCGUUCCUUAGCCGUUCCAGUACCUAUAAUAGGCUGCACCUUAGCGCGAGUUAUAACCUACCUUUCACUGGAACUUUUGUUACUUGUUACCGUAGCAACUGGAAAGGUAGGUGGACGCCACCAAAAAUGCGAGGAGAUAACUAUUCCAAUGUGUACCGACAUCGGUUACAACUUCACCUCCAUGCCCAAUUCUUUCCACCACGAAACCCAAGAGGAAGCAGGGUUACAGGUUCAUCAAUUUUGGCCUCUUGUGAAAAUCCAAUGUUCGGAUGACCUCCAGUUCUUCCUCUGCUCCAUGCAUACGCCAAUAUGCAUGAAAGAUUAUUCUAAACCCAUUCCGCCUUGUCGAUCUGUGUGUGAGCGGGCACGAGCUGGUUGUGAACCUCUUAUGAUGAACUAUGGUUUCACUUGGCCAGAAACAAUGAAGUGUGAUGACCUACCGAACUAUGGUGACCCCAACAGAAUGUGCAUGGACCGUAACGAAGGUCAAAAACCAAACCGUUCUACGAGUUAUAUAAACAUAAAUAAGAAUAGGUUCCCCGAAAAAAAGAGUCCGAAAUUCAUAGUGCCAAAAGGAACAAAAAAUGGUGGUUAUCCCCGUCUGACAAGAAUUCAAGAAAAAGAUUGUCGGUGCUUUUGUCGAGAUCCCAUGAUCACCUUGGUAGCCACGGGGAGUUAUGGUCACUUUAAUUCUGUGGAGACCGGAAGUGUAUUGAACUGUGCUGUCCCAUGUUACGGUCCCUUCUUCUCCGCGGACGAACACACUUUCGCUACGCUGUGGCUCGGACUGUGGGCAGUGCUGUGCUGUGUGUCAACUAGCUUGACCGUUAUCACCUUCCUGAUCGACAUGCAGAGGUUUCGCUACCCAGAACGCCCUAUCAUCUUUCUGUCCGGCUGCUACCUGAUGGUGUCCGUCGGUUAUCUGGUCCGGCUAGGGAUGGGACAUGCAGAGCUAGCCUGUGAUGGACCAAUCAUCCGGUAUCAGGAUUCGGAACGACCCCCAGCAUGCACCAUCGUCUUCUUGAUGAUUUACUUCUUCGGUAUGGCCAGUUCUCUUUGGUGGGUUAUCUUAGCCCUAACGUGGCUUCUAGCAGCUGGACUGAAGUGGGGGAACGAGGCUAUUGCUGGAUACUCGUUGUAUUUUCAUUUAUUAGCCUGGUCAGUACCAACCGUCAAAACUAUCGCCAUCUUAGCCGUGGAUGGAGUGGAUGGGGACCCGGUGGCAGGCAUCUGUUACGUAGGAAACCAGGACUUGUCUCUUCUGCGGGGGUUUGUACUAGCCCCUCUAUGUGUCUAUCUUCUUCUGGGAACGUCCUUCCUCCUAACGGGAUUUGUGGCUCUCUUUCGGAUAAGGAAUGUCAUCCGACAGCAAGCUCGCGCCAAGGUGGAAAAGCUGGAGAAGCUAAUGAUCCGGAUUGGAGUCUUCUCUGUGCUGUAUACGGUACCAGCCACCAUCGUCAUCGGUUGUUACAUCUACGAGCAACACUUCCGGGAGGCUUGGGAGAGAAGGCACAACUGCCCCUGCAGUGACCCGGCUGUACGACCCGACUACUCCGUGUUCAUGCUCAAGUACUUUAUGUGUCUGGUGGUCGGGAUCACUUCUGGAUUCUGGAUCUGGUCCGGGAAGACUGUUGAUUCCUGGCGGAGAUUUUAUGGGCGACUGUGUGGAAGUAAAGACCGUGAUUUAGAUAGGACGUGUAAACCGAUACAUAGGGUAAACGGUAUUGAAAAGUUUCCGCCUCGCUCUAAACAGAUGCUUACCCAAGUGUAAAAACGGUAUUGAAAAGUUUCCGCCUCGCUCUAAACAGAUGCUUACCCAAGUGUAAAAACGGUAUUGAAAAGUUUCCGCCUCGCUGUAAACAGGUGCUUACCCAAGUGUAAAAACGGUAUUGAAAAGUUUCUGCCUCACUGUAAACAGGUGCUUACCCAAGUGUAAAAACAGUAUUGAAAAGUUUCCGCCUCGCUGUAAACAGAUGCUUACCCAAGUGUAAAAACGGUAUUGAAAAGUUUCCGCCUCGCUGUAAACAGGUGCUUCCCCAAGUGUAAAAAGUGUAUAUAAAUACGUGUGUAUAUAAUAUGUGUGAGACAAUAUAACAUUUAAAGAGAUGAGUUGCACACAUAUCAUGUGCAGAAAGUUCAUAACGGAACAGUGUGCUGCAAAUCGUGUAACAGACUAGAAGUCAUCAUUUUAAUUUUUAGAAACGUAUUGUUUGUACGAAGUUUUCAUUGAUCGAAUAAUUAUUUGCUGUACAGUUUGUUUUAUCACAACUCUGUAAAUGAUUCAUAUAUAA
This is a messenger RNA of Limulus polyphemus (Atlantic horseshoe crab), 3315 nucleotides long. RefSeq names its product frizzled-5-like. The record is from RefSeq and is a predicted model, not a curated record. Gene Ontology annotation, biological process: non-canonical Wnt signaling pathway; canonical Wnt signaling pathway. The transcript has 3 exons. Gene Ontology annotation, cellular component: plasma membrane. Lineage: Eukaryota; Metazoa; Arthropoda; Merostomata; Xiphosura; Limulidae. Bases 951 to 2795 code for a protein of 614 amino acids. Gene Ontology annotation, molecular function: Wnt-protein binding; Wnt receptor activity.